CUAUCGCGAUUUCCUUCCUGCGAUGUAACCUGACAGAUUCUACACCUUGAUUCACGACAGCACCAACGUGUCUUUGAAGAAGCGCAAUACCAUCGACUCUCCAGACUGCAUAGGCCAAAGCACUAUGAGGGUCAAAAUACCACACCCGACCGAUGACCGCGCCAGAUGCGGAGUUGUCAGUGCAAUGAUCGAGUGCGUCCGGGCAGACGUGGCAGACAUUGAGCAAUUCUACAGCUGCAAUUUCUCCAACACACGCGUUCGACGUCUGAAAGACUACUUUCGCGAUAAGUUGGAUGAGCUGACUGGCGUGACCUUUGACCAACUUGAUCUGGAGGACCAAACAGAUUUUAUACUAUUGGAGAAAUAUUUGAAUGAACAACUCGAUGGUCUCGGUUCUUUCGAAACUUCUCUAGAGGAGCUCAAACCUAUCCUUGAACCAUUCACAUCCAAUCUGGUCGAUUUGCUUGAGCGGAGGCAAAAAGUCGUGCCGACAACAGGCAGAUAUGCAGCUGAAGUCCUGUCAUCUGCGUGCGGAGAAAUGCAAAGGAAGGUUCAUGAAAUCACGAACAAUACAUCCAAGACAAGCGAUCAAGCAGACCGAUUCGUAGCCUAUCGUGCGGCGAGCAACCUCGAUGAGUUGGAAAGCUUGCUUGAAGAAUGGAUGACAUUCUACAAGGGCUAUGAUCCCACCUUCACGUGGUGGACGACUGCACCCUAUGAAGAGGCACGAAACCAAAUGCGACAACUGGCGACUACCGUGAGAGACAAGUUGGUCCGGACGGACGGUGGCUCUACUGCCGACAUAGUCGGCCAGCCAGUUGGACGAGCAGGUUUGCUUUCGGCUCUUGAUGCUCAGUUUAUCGCAUACAGCCCUGAGGAGCUAAUUCAAAUCGCCGAUAAGGAGUAUGCUUGGUGCGAGCAGGAAAUGAUCAAGGCAUCCGAAGCACUGGAUUAUGGGCAAGAUUGGAAAGCCGCUCUUGAGUAUGUCAAGAAUCUAUUCGUUGAACCUGGCCAACAGAUUCAUCUUGUUCAUGAGCUAGCCGAAGAGGCAGUAUCAUACGUCAAAGAACACGACAUGGUCACGAUCCCACUUAUCGCCGAGGAAUGCUGGAGAACUCUCAUGAUGACACCAGAGCGACAGAAGGUCAACCCUUUUUUCCUCGGAGGGGAAGAUAUUAUCGUAUCGUACCCCACUGACACAAUGUCACACGCCGACAAACUCAUGUCCAUGCGCGGAAACAACAGACCAAUGUCGAGAAGCACGGUCUUCCAUGAGCUUAUUCCUGGCCAUCACUUGCAGAUGCACAUGAUCGCUCGAUACAGAUCUUACCGAAGCCUCUUCACCACGCCAUUCUGGAUCGAGGGCUGGGCCUUUUACUGGGAGUUCAUCCUCUGGGAUCGUGGCUUUGCUGGUACUCCGGAAGAGAAGAUUGGAAUGCUGUUCUGGCGUAUGCACCGUUGUGCUCGUAUCGUCUUCAGUCUCAAAUUUCACCUGAACGAGAUGACGCCGCAAGAAUGCAUUGACUAUCUGGUUGAGAAAGUCGGACACGAAAGAGCAACUGCAGAAGGCGAGGUAAGGCGAAGUUUCAAUGGAGACUAUUCUCCACUCUAUCAAGCUGGAUAUAUGCUUGGAGCGCUGCAGAUCUAUGCCUUGCGAAAGGAGAUGGUUGAAGGCGGCGAACUCUCCGAGAAAGAGUUCCAUGAUCGCAUGCUGAGAGAGGGGGAAAUGCCCAUUGAGAUUCUGAGGGCCUUGAUGCAGGGACGAAAGCUGCAACCUGGUCACAAAGCAGCAUGGAGAUUUUAUGAUCUCUAAGUGAUAGACGAUCAAAAGUUGGACACAAGACAUAUGUGCUUCUUCACGGCUGACCUUGACGUAGCUGCAAAACUCGAGCCCAGCAUCGAAUUCUUGCUUCACUUCAAGGGUUCUAAGCUAUCUGUCGAAAGGCAAAAUGCUUUUGAUAAGUCGACAAAUCUCCACUGAGAGCGGCACUUCUCUGCAAUCUCCUUGGAUAAUUAUGUUACGACCAAAAACUUUGUGUAUCUUGAUGGAUGUUCAGUAAGGGCCUCAUGAGAUUGAGAGCUCGGUUCCAGUGCGAUCUCUGUACUCUUACAAGCGCGUUACGUGCGUAUCAUGCCGUAGCUUCGAGAAGGUAGCACGAGGCAAAAAGCUUCGGUAUGCUUGAUACGACGUUCAUGCAAUUGCCCCACUAAUUACUAUAUAUUGCAGCGCUACCGCCCCCGCACGUCGAGUCGGC
Messenger RNA from Aureobasidium pullulans EXF-150, 2255 nucleotides. RefSeq lists its product as uncharacterized. The record is from RefSeq and is a predicted model, not a curated record. The coding region runs from base 125 to 1813 and encodes 562 amino acids. The transcript has a single exon. Lineage: Eukaryota; Fungi; Ascomycota; Dothideomycetes; Dothideales; Saccotheciaceae.